AUGUGGUUCAAGGCGAAGACGUUUGACGUUGCAAAGCUGGGGGAAGCCCGUGUAGGGAGCGCCUCACCUGUUACCUGUGGCUGGAAAGUGAAAUGGAUUGUUGAGGCUUUUCAUAGAAUUUGUUGUGAUUUUACUAAUAGUAAAUCCACUCAUUUAAAAUCUAAUUUUUAUUAUUAUCAUUCUAUAAUUCUACAGGGUGAAAAGAUAGUCGAUGAGAGCGUGGGAGUUCAUUUUCCUGAGGAGUUGUACAAACUUGCAAGGAAGUCACAGCCCCAAAGGCUCACCUGGUUCAUAUCCCAGGUCCUGGACGAGGUGUCCCAGCUCCUGGAGGAGGAUCUGGACACGGUGGCCUGGGACGAGAAGAAGAUGAAGGACUUCAUGAGCACCCUGGACACACAACUGGAGGGCACUGAGUCAUGUGUCGUGUCUAAGAUGAAGAAGAGCAAAAGACUGAACCUGUACUUCAAGAAGCUGAGAAAUGAAACACUGGGGAAAAUGGAGGACGAGGCCCAGGCUUGGGAGCUGAUCAGGAAGGAGGUGCACAAGCAUCUGAAGUGGGUCGACCUUUUGGCCAGCACACGCCUGUAGUCUAAACACCCAGGCUUACCACAGCGGUGGGAAACCAUACUGAAGACGCGUUAGGACUAACAAUAUAUUCAGAGCUUUUUAGCCUAAAAUGAUUCUGCAAUAAAUUGUAAGAGCUUUUGCUUUUACAUACGAGAUGGUCAAGUUUACAUUCAUCAGGUGUUAAAAAAUAUUUAUUUUUGACGAACAAAGUUUAACUUAUUUUUUUAAAAUUCAGUUUUUAAUAUCAGAC
This is a messenger RNA of Clupea harengus (Atlantic herring), 817 nucleotides long. RefSeq names its product interferon a3-like. Gene Ontology annotation, molecular function: cytokine receptor binding. The transcript is spliced from 5 exons. NCBI's taxonomy places the organism in Eukaryota, Metazoa, Chordata, Actinopteri, Clupeiformes, Clupeidae. The record is from RefSeq and is a predicted model, not a curated record. Gene Ontology annotation, biological process: defense response. Gene Ontology annotation, cellular component: extracellular region. Bases 1 to 588 code for a protein of 195 amino acids.